AUGUCAGCUGCCAACCGAUCCCACACCAACACUUUGCCUUUUCUCCUGACGGGCAUCCCUGGUCUGGAAGCUUUCCACAUGUGGAUCUCCAUCCCGUUCUCCUUUACAUACAUCAUGGCCUUGAUGGGAAAUAGCAUGGUCCUUCUCACAGUGAGGCUGGACAAAAGCCUCCAUGAGCCUAUGUACUAUUUCAUUUCCAUGUUGGCUGUCAUCGACCUCGUCUUCUCGACCGCUGUCGUUCCCAGAAUGCUGGCUGUAUUCUGGUUGGAUUCAAGAGAGAUCGGUUUCGAGGCCUGCUUCAUCCAGAUGUUCUUCAUCCACACAUUCACUGCGGUGGAGUCAGGGGUGCUCCUGGCAAUGUCCUUUGACCGGUACAUAGCCAUCUGCCACCCCCUGAGAUACACCACCAUCCUGACGAGGUCGAGGACCAUCCGGAUAGGCCUUCUGUCCCUGGCCAGGGGAGCUGGUGUCAUGACCCCUUUGAUGUGCCUCCUCACCAGCUUACCCUACUGCAAAACCAGAGUCAUCCCUCACUCCUACUGCGAGCACAUGGCCGUGGUGGAGCUGGCCUGCGCCGACCCGUCCCUCAGCGAUCUCUACAGCCUCAUCGUGGCAACGCUGUUGGUGGGGUCAGACUCUCUCUUCAUCACCUUCUCCUACGCCAUGAUCCUCCGGUCUGUGAUGAGGCUGCCAUCCCAAAAGGCGCGUCUCAAGGCCCUCAGGACCUGCGGGUCCCACAUUUCCAUCAUCCUGCUGUUUUACGUAGGUGGUCUCCUCUCCAUGUACCUGCAGAUGUUCUCCUUCGGCUUGGCACCUCACGUCCAAGUCCUGGUGGCCGAUUUCUACCUGACGGUCCCUCCCAUGCUCAACCCGCUCAUUUACGGCAUAAAGAUGAAGCAGAUCCAGGACGGGAUCUUCAAACUGCUGAGGCAGUUGGCAGGACUCGGUGUCUCCCAACCUCACAAAGACAGGUCAGAUGCUGAGAGACGGCGGCACCGCCUGAAAACCAUUUAUCCCAUCCUAGAAUAG
Messenger RNA from Eurypyga helias (sunbittern), 1029 nucleotides. Its product is annotated as olfactory receptor 52K2-like. Gene Ontology annotation, biological process: G protein-coupled receptor signaling pathway. The coding region runs from base 1 to 1029 and encodes 342 amino acids. Gene Ontology annotation, molecular function: olfactory receptor activity; G protein-coupled receptor activity. Gene Ontology annotation, cellular component: membrane. NCBI's taxonomy places the organism in Eukaryota, Metazoa, Chordata, Aves, Eurypygiformes, Eurypygidae. The transcript has a single exon. The record is from RefSeq and is a predicted model, not a curated record.